AUGGGUAAAAUUUUCCUCGAACAUAUCAACGGCCAAAAGCUGUACAAUUGUGCUGCCUGUGAGACCAAUCUGACUAACAAGCGCGAGCUCAUCAGUACUAGAUUUACUGGGGCGACAGGUCGAGCGUAUUUGUUCAAGCGUGUGGUCAACAUUACAUACUCCCAGGUGCAGGAUCGCAUCAUGCUUACCGGACGCCAUAUGGUGCGGGACGUGAUGUGCAAGAACUGCAAGGCAAAACUGGGCUGGAUGUACGAAUUCGCGACCGAGGAAACACAAAAAUACAAAGAGGGUCGUGUCAUCCUGGAACACGCUCUAAUCACCGAAUCGGAAGGUUUCCCCGAUGCUUAA
Messenger RNA from Anopheles marshallii, 348 nucleotides. RefSeq names its product protein yippee (gene Yippee). Lineage: Eukaryota; Metazoa; Arthropoda; Insecta; Diptera; Culicidae. The transcript has 3 exons. The record is from RefSeq and is a predicted model, not a curated record. Bases 1 to 348 code for a protein of 115 amino acids.